CCGCUGGGCGGAGGCCGGGCCGGGCCGGCCAAGAUGGCGGAGGGGGUGCUGAGCCCCGGGGUGAAUCUGGAGGCCUUCUCUCAGGCCAUCGCCGCUAUCCAGGCGCUGCGCUCCAGCGUCACGCGGGUCUUCGACUGCCUGAAGGAUGGGAUGCGGAACAAGGAGACCCUGGAGGGCCGCGAGAAGGGCUUCGUGGCCGCCCUCCAAGAGAGCCUGCACUCCGUCAGCCGCGACCUGGGUGAACUGGAGCGUCUGAGCAACCUAGUUGGUAAACCCUCUGAGAACCAUCCCCUGCAUAACAGUGGACUGUUGAGCCUAGAUCCUGUUCAGGACAAAACACCUCUUUACAGCCAACUUCUUCAAGCCUACAAAUGGUCAAAUAAGUUGCAGUACCAUGCCGGGCUAGCAUCUGGCCUUUUGAAUCAGCAGUCUUUGAAACGUUCAGCCAACCAGAUGGGAGUAUCUGCAAAACGCAGACCAAAAGCCCAGCCAACAACUCUUGUCUUACCUCCUCAAUAUGUUGAUGAUGUGAUCAAUCGCAUUGAUAGGAUGUUCCCUGAAAUGUCAAUCCAGCUAUCACGGCCAAAUGGAACCUCGGCAAUGCUUCUGGUUACCUUAGGAAAAGUGUUAAAAGUGAUAGUGGUGAUGCGGAGCCUCUUCAUUGACCGGACAAUAGUAAAAGGGUACAAUGAAAAUGUCUAUACUGAAGAUGGCAAGCUUGAUAUAUGGUCUAAAUCCAACUAUCAAGUUUUUCAGAAGGUGACAGAUCAUGCGACCACUGCUCUAUUGCACUACCAGCUGCCUCAAAUGCCAGAUGUGGUAGUCAGAUCUUUCAUGACCUGGUUAAGAAGUUACAUAAAGCUGUUCCAGGCUCCAUGCCAGCGCUGCGGAAAGUUUCUGCAGGAUGGCCUGCCGCCCACGUGGAGGGAUUUCCGAACACUUGAAGCUUUUCAUGACACUUGCAGGCAGUAGUAGCCCAGCUCAGCCGUUGAUAGGCGAGGAGUGAACAAUCUGUCGGGCUCAGAAGAGAGCUGAUGGCUUAAUAGGUGGUGCCAUUUCUGAACCUUCCAUCCUGUACUAAGUAGUGAGGUUGCGCUAAUACAUUUGGCUAUUUAAAAGACAUUUGUCUGCAAGGUACCUGUGAGACUAAUCUAUUUUGAAGAAGACGGUAAGAAGCCGUACGUGAUCGCUUGAUGCUGAAAUGAUAUGUCUGCAGAGAUCUGACAGUAAUAAUCAUUAUUUUAAACCUAAAUAAAAAUAUCUGUGGACAGCUUGUUUUUGUGACAGAAUUCACAAUGUUGAAGACAUUUAUAAGCCUGAAAUAAAUUUUAUAUUCCAGAA
Phalacrocorax carbo (great cormorant) is the source of this 1341-nucleotide messenger RNA. NCBI's taxonomy places the organism in Eukaryota, Metazoa, Chordata, Aves, Suliformes, Phalacrocoracidae. The record is from RefSeq and is a predicted model, not a curated record.